Molecule: messenger RNA, 8958 nt
Organism: Fusarium proliferatum ET1
Lineage: Eukaryota; Fungi; Ascomycota; Sordariomycetes; Hypocreales; Nectriaceae
Exons: 2
Coding region: 1-8958 (2985 amino acids)
Source: RefSeq, a predicted model, not a curated record
AUGCCGCAAAGCACACAGCCCAAGACGCAAGCCUUAGCUUUAGUCGCUUCCAUGUUCAGUGGAAAUGAUGAGCUAGUGAUCAAAGUCCAAACUGCCAUCGCAACACACGAUAAUGUCAUUUCUGCUAUUGAAGCCGUUGUUGGGCGAGGUGGUUUAAGCCUAGACCAUGUCAAGUCACUUCAGUGGAUGAGAGAGAUAUUCCAUGCAACCCAAGAGGAUGAGAAGCUUGCGUGCUACCUGCUACAAAAAUUUCCUGGGCCGGAGAAUCUCAGCAUGGUUGCACUCGAAUACUACCAUAAAGAAGAUUUACCCUCAAACGACAAAGAAAGUGUUGCACAAUUCAGAUCCCAUCUAAUGCUCAAAGAACCUCUGGCUGUUCUCUUGGCUUCUGUCAGGGCAAAUGAGUUCCAGUUUAAACCAGAAUGGAACAGUGCUAUCAGUGUUGCGUUAGAAUGGGUUGUUAAGAAUAACGUAUCCAUCGCCUCUAAUGCGUUUCGAAACAUGAUCAAUUCCAAAGGCUUUCUUGACUCACUAAAGGAAAGCCGAAAUGUCGACGUCGAGGCGGUCCUCAGCAGGAUCAUGACACUCCAAAGGUUGCAGUACCUGGUUACAGAACCACGACAGAUCAAGCCUCUUCUGGACCACAACUUCAAAUCUGCUCAAGAUAUUGCUUCCACGAGCAGAAAGGCGUUCGUCAAAACGAUGACCGCUAAGAACCUCCUAGAUCGAGAGGUUGCACUCAAGAUCCACGACCAUGCGGUUGUAGUAGCUUGUCGGAGUCAAGAGACCUGGGUUAAUCUGCUCUCCAUGAUUAACGAAGACUUCAUGGCCACCGAGAAAGCAAUCGCAGAUGUCGGGGCAGAAAAAGUCACCAGGCCAGCACUCCCGGAUGAAGAUCCUUCCACGACCCCUAACGCAAAGGGUACCAAGGAUUUCAACAUGACAAGUAUCUUUGACCUCCAGAAUACCCCAUGCGAAGAGUGUUGCUCUGUUGUUAGCGCGUCAGCAUACUUUGUUGAUCUGCUCAAGUUCCUGGAAAAUAGCCGCUGCAGUACUGUUGUAAAAGGAGCUGACAAUGUGCUUCAAGCAUUGGCCCUGAGACGUCCGGAUCUACAAUGUCUACAGCUCUCCUGCGCGAAUAGUAAGAAUAUGGUCUCGUACAUUACAAUUGUCAAUGAGAUUCUGGCUUCUUAUAUCGCUAGUGAGGGAGGAACCGUCAGUGUUGUCGAUGAGGAGGAGACCUCAGCACCCCAGGGCUGUGUAAAAGGAGAGCAGGACCGAGUAGCAGACGCGUGCGAAAACAAGAUUGCCGAAGCCAUGUUUCCUUUGAACCGAUUUCCCUAUAGGCUGGGUGAAGACUCGGUCAGAGUCUACCUUUCUUCGAUGGGAAUCGAGCCUGCGGAUGUGUGCACAAACUUCAAGUCAACUAGCUUCAUGCUGAAGCAGCUAAUGAACUUCGUUCCAAGUGACUCAAAGUCACGAAGAGAGCUAGAAAAGGAAGCAGAGGCUGUAUGGCACCGGUUCGAUGUUGCCGAGACCUUGCAUAUGUUACCUCGCGAUUUUGCUGCUGUUUGCAAAGAGACCAUCUUCACAGACACCUUCUUAGACCUUCUUGUCGGCCUUUCUCCAGAGCACUUGGUCCAAGAGGUACUGGCACGAGAUAGGUCGAUACCCUCGGUCAACGAAUGCUGGGGCUAUGAAACUGUUGACGAGAUGCUUGAAACUUCCGAGAGCAACCAAUUAGGGCUGGGUUUUAUACGAGAUCAACUUCUCCCACGCUCAGGACUGUCACUUGAGGAGCUGCUCGAGCUCUUGAACACUACUUUCUUUGGCAGAAAACUUGUGAUCGUCAAUAACAGAGGCUCAAAGGUAUUCGACGGGCAGCUCUCGGAAAUGCGACUCCAACUCCUUGAAAACAGCGCGAGUUCCGAGGAGGGAGGUUCCUCUGGAGAGUUUCCCAUCCGAAGUCUAACACAGGAGAUAUGCCAUGAACUGCAAGGGUUUAUUCGACUUAGAAAUAAGCUAGGAUGGACCAUUGCAGAGCUUGACGUCGCUAUUUCAACCGUCACUCAGAACCACGUUGCCAACAGUGCUAUUACAUCUGUCGAGGCGUUCCGAGGCAUUACCCUAGCAGUCCUCGAAGACAUCGCGCGAAUCGCAAAGUUAAGCAAACUGACGCAGGCACCCGUGGUGUCUCUUCUCCCAAUUUGGGCGCAAAUUAGCACCCACGGCGAUAAGUCCUUAUACAGAAAGGCGUUCCUUGAACCAAUGAGAUAUCUUAGUAACGAUCCAGUCUUCAGGCCCGACUCCGAUGGCAAAUAUCUGAGGGACAAGGGAGCCAUUGAACUCUACAUGGCGCCUCUCACAAUGACUUUGAAGACAACAUCGGAGGAUUUGAAGAUCCUCUUAUCCAUUGCUGAGCUGAACCUUUCCUCACCGCUUGAUUUGGAAACACUGUCCAAGAUGUACCGCCAUGCACUGAUGUGUCGACUACUUGGAUUGCGACCAAAGGAUUACGACAUGGUUCUUUCAGUCUUCCCUGACCGAAAUAUCUUUAUUGACCCCAAAACAACCCUGGAGAGUAUUGCUCUUUGGAAAAGCUUGACCGAUAACGGGUGGUCAACCAACGACAUUAUGAUGCUUGUUGGCAAGACUGAACGCACCGGUGCUCCAUUAUCUGAUCAUGCCCUUCAGUUCACUUCGUCUAUUAUGGAGAAGAUCAGUGCCAGUAGAGGCACAUGGGACCCUCGUAUCCAGAAUAAAAUGGUUACAUCGCGAGAUGUCAUGGAUCUUUGCGGCCAGAUGUUCGAUGCUGCAACUUCCAAGAGCUUGGCACAGAUAGUUGAAGGUGAUUUUGUGGUCACCAAGAGUAUUCAAUUGAAGACUUUGAGAUCGUUACCCUCUUUCAAUGGCCUCCCUUCGAAGUUGGCCAUUGACAUCAACGGAAAGGGCACCAAGGCCCAGACAGCUGUUGUAGCCCUAAAAGGAAUACUGACGGGGGAGGAGAAAGAGGAAAGCAUAAAAGAAAUCGAGAAUUGUGCAGUCCUUGCUGACACCGUCAAAGAACUUGAUAGCAUGUCCAAAAUUCCUUUCAAGGCUCUACUAUCCAGAUUCUCGGAUGAAGCGACCGCGAAGCAGAAGAAGGAGAUGGUCGACUUGAUGUGUUCUGACCUGCAAUUUACUACCACGGACUCCGCAACCGUGUCCGACGAGUCAAUUUGUACCAGCUCAGAUAGAGAGGAAUCGUCUGAAGUCGAAAGGGAGAAGAUCUUACGCAAAAGGCGACUGGAAUUUGUCAAUCUUAUGUUGCCCGUAUUGCGAUCGCAAAGUUUGGUCGACCUCGCUACUAGAAGUAUCGUCGAGAAGCUAGAUGGCGUUGAUCACACCCUUAUCCCUAUGCUCUUAAGCAAAGAGAUGGCUUCAGAAAAGAAUAAGUCAGCUUCCCAUAUCCUAGAAUCCAUUCAGGGCUACUCUGUGGAUAAGCCCCCAAGCACACAAGGCUACUUUCUACCGACCGCUACAGGAGAGCACACGUUCACUUUGCGGCCAACACAACCUGACACUGCCAAAGAUACAUACCUUAACAUCAAUGGUGCCAAGGUUAAUAUCAAGGAAUCCAGUACAGAGUGGUGUUCCGAUCCCAUCCUUAUGACAACCGGACAGACCUACCUUCUUGUGUCGUCUGUUCGGCCCAUGGACAUUACCUGGACCACUAAACAGACGGUGCCAGCAAGCUUCAGUGAUACUACAUUCAUUGUACAAGAAAGCGUCCAGAAGGCUGACUUGGUAUUGAAGGAGAUUGGUCGAUCGGCCUCGUUGUUCCGCAAGCUGGAGUUGAGCUUGGAAGAGGUCAAAUACCUGACCACUCCCAACGGGCUUGUAUCAGUUGAUUUGAACUCACUGAGCAUUGGAGAUAUUGCAAAGCUACAGAGCUAUCGACAGCUGAGAGACAAUAUUGCCAAAGAGAAGGAUUCUCUAGUCACUUUGUUUGCAUGGCUUGAGAACCCUGACAGCUCUUCAACCUUGGCUUCCCACCUCAUAGCUGCUACGACAUGGCCUGAAGCACAGCUCUCUACUUUGAUCAACACCAAGUAUGACUAUGAUGGAGCCGCAACGGCGGAUAUCAUCAGAACUGUCGCUAGCCUCGACGAAUUGCUAUCCAUCCAAGCUAUCAUGGAGAUCUCUGGCAACCUGAGGCCCAAUUCGAGUCAAGACAGCGAGCACCCAAUCACGAAUCUCUUCAUAUUCGCAACUCCCGCACUUCCUACUACGAACAAGGAUUUAGCGGUCGCGAAUGAACUGCGACUCAUGCUUGGUAAACGACAACUCAAGUCAUGUACAGCACAGCUACGCGAAACGCAGCGGACAGUCUUUAUCGAUUAUUUGCUGCAGCAACCAUAUAUCAAGAAUUCCAAGAUCUCGGAUGCGGCUGGCCUCUUUGAUCUGUUGUUGAUCGACGUCCAGAUGGGCUCGCAGUUUGAGAUCACUAGAAUGAAACAGGCCAUCUCGACUGUUCAACUAUAUGUACAGCGAUGUCUCCUAGGCAUGGAGAUCGAAGCCGGUGUGCAGCCAAGUGACAUAGACCAGGUCAAGUGGACGUGGAUGCAAAAGCACAACGUUUGGACAGCUACAAGAAAGGCAUUCUUGUACCCAGAGAAUUGGAUUGAUCCAACUUUGCGUGACGACAAGACUGCUCUGUUUGGCGACUACGAAACGACCAUCAUGCAGAAGGAUUUGAGUUGGGAUACGUUCUCUCAGGCUAUCCGUACAUACGUGAAAGGGCUGUCUGAGAUUGCAGAUCUGGACAUCCAAGCAUAUCUACGGCAUCACCCCACUGGGGGUUUGGAGACGUACCAUUUCUUUGGCAAAACCCGCAGCGCACCAUAUCGCUUCUACUACCGUAGCAUGAGGCUUACACAGCCAAGUGAUGUAGCGAUGUGGACACCGUGGACUUUGAUGGACAUUGGUUCUGUCACGUACGAGGCAGAUUGGAAUGGUUCGAGCGUCACCAACUCCGGGGCUUACCUCAUUCCCGUCAUGCGUGGCAAUCGUCUGACUGUCUAUGUUCCAGAAAUAAUGGUAAAAACUCUGACUCCCGAGACCCCAAUAGGAGAAAAGAAAUCCCCCAUGACGUUUUCAGAAGCUGCGGGUAAUUCAUUGAAUACGACAAAGUCACCGAGUAACUGGGAGAUACGAAUGGCAUGGACUGAGCUACUUAACGGUGAAUGGACACCCAAGCGUGUUUCACAACCAGUGCUGAAUGUAAAAUGGGAUGACACAUUCAACGAAGAAAAGCUGCCCUUCAUCUCACGCUUUACCUUUUGGGCCAACACGACUGGCCCGGUUGGGGAGAUAGUCACUAUCAACGUUGGAUGCUGGCGAAACGAAAAGCUCAAUGGAAAGAAUGCAGAAGAAACUAAAAGAGCCAAUCAUUCAUUCAUUGGGUCCUUUCAGAUGAGCGACGACCGCGCAUCGGUUGCGACAGCCGCAGACCAAUCCAGUUCUCAAAUGAGCACCCUUGAGACAGUGUUUCACAAGUACACAUGGCAGCAAAACUGGGAAACGAGAAAGACUUUCGACGACGACCAGGUCGAAACUCCUGAACAGGGAGUUGCUUUAUUUGAAGGAAAAGAGGCAACUCCUCCAUUACUAGCUGUUCCAGUCCCAACCUCUUCCAGAACCCUGGUGUGGACUAUGUCAUAUGAUGGAAAUGACAAACUGGGCAAGGCGACAGGCUACGUCGUUGACGUACAGGUAUCAGCACCGGAUGGCAAGACGACCUUCAUGUACCCAAAGCUUGCCUACGCCAGAAAUAACAAGAUCACUCUUGCAUCGUCGAAUCUGGUUCGGAAUUCGAUGACUGAAGUUAUUGAGCAUUCUUCAUCACCAACUUUCAUGCAAGAUAUCACGAAGACAGACAGCCUGGGACCGCUAUUCGAGACGAUGAACACGAUGAACGAGAGAGAAUAUGGAAAGGCUGUCGUUGAAGCAAAUGUGUCUCAAUACCACGAACAGGCCACCUCAUAUGCCCUUUACAACUGGGAGCUUGGGGCGCACUGUAUUCUUCUUGCAAUGGACAGAUUCUUGGCAACACAGCAAUACGAUCUGGCCAUUCGAGUCGCAAGGUUUGUUUUCGAUCCAACGGUGGAUGUUCAAGGGCAAACUCGAAAGCAAGCGAAAACAGCUUGUUGGAGAUUCCGUCCCUUCAGAGACAUUGCAUCUGAUCCCACUGAGAACCAAGACAAGUUCACUGGUUGGCUAGAUGAGUCUACGCUUGACGUGGCAGUGACAGAAAGAAGACGCAACCCAUCCAACACGCAUGCAACAGCGCGAACACGACCGCGAGCAUACAUGAAAUGGAUAGUUAUGAAAUAUAUCGAAACGCUCAUCGCUGCCGGUGAUGAAUACUUCCGCCAGGCCAGCAUUGAAUCUCUCCCGAUGGCGAUCCAGCGAUACCUUGAGGCAGCACAUGUCCUCGGCCCAGAGCCGCCCAAGAUCCCCAAACUUGGCAAGGCCGCCGUGAGGAAUUAUGAUACACUGAACAAGAAUGGCAGGAUGAGCGUCGAUCUCGAACUGGCUUUCCCUUUCCUCUGCGAUGUUGAGAGACGAGGGACGAGACAAUUGAAGGACGACAGGCUGGAUGACGAGCAGGAUAGAUAUGGAGUCUUGGGAAUCCUUACAACGACGUAUUUUUGCCUACCAGCCAAUCCAAAGUACCAGACAAUGCGUGCGUUGGUCAACGAUCGGCUUUACAAGGCAAGGAACAACUUGGACAUUAAUGGUCGGCCGCUCGUGUAUGCCAUGAAUGAGCCAAGUAUCGAUCCAGGUCAGAUAGGCCGUGCCUUACAAGGUGGUGGAGGGGGGGUGACCUCACUUCUGAAUGAGAUGGAUGGCCCAAUGCCGAAUCAACGGUUCCAAUACCUCAUCUCCAAAGCACUAGAGAUAUGCAACACCCUUCAGAGCAUGGGAGAGCAAUUUCUACAAGCCAAGGAAAAGAAGGACUCAGAAGCUCUUCAGAUCCUGAAAGCGAAACAGGACACGGCUCGGCAGAGGCUUGCAAUAAGUCUCAAACGUCUGCAGAGGGAGGAGAUUGAAAGAAACAUCGAGCUCCUGGAAAUGAACAGAUCUUCUGCUGCAGCUCAGCUGAGCUACUAUCUACAGCUCAUGGGCGAGCCAUUGGAUCGCAUACCAAGCGAAACAGACAAGUGGGUGGACAUUGAGCAGGCAAUUGAUGCACCGUUCACAGACGACCUUCGUAUGAAUCGACUGGAGCUCCAGGAAAUGAAGGGAACAGAUCUGGCCAACAAGCUGAACCUCGCUGCUUCAUACAUAGACAUCUGGGCGUUCAUGCUCAAGGCUCUACCGCAGGUGACGUCGAAUGUUGAGCCAAUGGGUGUUGGUGCGUCGCUCAAGAUGGACGGCUCGAUCCUGGCAUCAGCUGUUCAAGCUUCGGCCAUGACCCUCAGGACAGGCUCCCUGGCAGCCAGCACGAUAGCAUCCGAUGCCCAGCGCACAAACGCGCUCACGAGGCAGUUACAAGAGAGGCGACUCCAAGCCAAUAUAAAGGGUCAGGAGAUCAAAUCGCUCGACAAACAGGCAGAGAUCCAGAGAAAGCGACUAGAGCUCAAUGAGAAGGAAACGUGCAUUCAACAAGCAGAGAUCGAUAAUGCAAUUGAGAUGGAGCAGUGGUAUCAGUCCAAGUAUACAAACGAGAAGCUUUACGGUUGGAUGGAGAACACGAUCCGCAAUGUUCAUUAUGACCUAUAUCAGCUUGCAUCGGACCUCGCACGUCGCGCUCAGAACGCGUUCCGCUUCGAGAAGGGAUCAUCGGUGCAAGGGUUCUUACGACCUGGUGGUUAUUGGGAUAGCAGUCAUGAUGGCCUCCUUGCAGGGCAGCAGCUGCAAGCUGACCUGCGACGCAUGGAGGCCGCAUAUCUGGAGCGAUCAUCGUAUGACUAUGAGAUAGUCAAGAACAUCUCGCUCAGACAGCUCAACCCUGAAGCUUUGCUGAAUCUUAGAGCAAAUGGCACUGUCACCUUUGACAUUCCAGAGGUGUUGUACGACUUUGACUUCCCAGGUCAUUACAUGCGACGCAUCAAGUCAGUCUCGUUAUCUGUUCCGUGCGUCGUCGGUCCCUAUACUGGUCUGAAUGCAACACUGCGUCUCCUUCAGCAUCGUUACCGAGUUAGCUCUGUAGCAGCCUCUGGGGAGGAGUACAGUGAGGACAGUAUGGGUUCGGGGCACUUCCGUACAGACAUAGUACCUAUCACUUCGGUCGCUAUCAGCUCUGGUAUUCAGGACUCCGGUGUGUUUGAGCUUAACUUCAAGGAUGACCGCUUCCAGCCAUUCGAAGGUGCUGGUGCAAUUGGUUCGUGGUCCCUUGAGCUCCCCACGGUUGUUCGUUCUUUCGACUACUCCACCAUCUCGGACGUUAUUCUGCAUGUCAGGUAUACAUCUGUGGACGGGGGACCGUUGCUCCGUAAUGCAGCCAACCAAGCUGUCAAGGCUUUCCGUUCCCAGAUUGAAGGCUUGGGCUCCGAAGGGCCUGGCCUUUUCGCCAUGUUUGAUAUCAAAAACGACUUCAGUAACGCAUGGUAUGCCUUCCGGUCAGGCCUCGCAAGCAAAUCUGUUGCGGAGUUAGACCUGUCUAGUAUCAAAGGUAGAUUUCCCUACUGGGCGCUGGGAAAGACUAUAGUCAUUACCGGCCUCAGCCUUGUAGUUUCUGGCGAGGUGACAAAAAACAAAUUGGUACAGGAUUCAAUUUCAAUUGCUGCUUUGGGAAAGGAAAAGCCCUGGGAUCCAGUUCCAUUAGGCAAAGCCACUAUGUUGAGCUUAUCUCCAUUGAACACAAAGCUGGAUGAGAAGGACCUGGAGUGGAAAUUGAAGGUAUCGAAUGAACAGGGCGACUUCACGGGAUUAGAAAACGUGGUACUCAUUUUGCAAUAUGCCUUGACUUGA